AUGGAGGCGCUUCCGGAGGACUUGGAGCAGGAGCCCAGGAAGAAACAGGACUUGGAGCAGCAACGGGUCAGGGAGCAGCUCGAGAAAGAGCGCCAGCAAUUGGAGGAGAUCCGAAAGGAGCACCUGCGCAAGGAGCAAGAGUUGCUGAAGGAGCGUCAGCAUUUGGAGGAGCUCAAGCGAGAGCAAAUGCGCCAGCUGGAGCAGCAAAAGAGGGAGGAGAUGCAGAGGUUGCAGCAGGAGCAGUUGCGCCAGCAGCAGAUGCAACAGGAGCAGUUGCGCCAGCAGCAGUUGCAGCAGGAGCAGUUGCGCCAGCAGCAGAUCCAGAAAGAGAAGCUUCUCCAGCAACAGAUGCAGCAAGAGCAGAUGCGACAGCAGCAGAUGCAGCAGGAACAGUUGCGCCAGCAGCAGAUGCAGCAGAUGCAGCAGAGGCAGCAAGAGCAGUUGCGGCAGCAGCAGAUGCAGCAGAUGCAGCAGGAACAGAUGCGUCAACAACAGAUGCAGCAAAUGCAGCAGGAGCAGAUCCGCCAACAGCAGAUGCAAGCUCAGCAGUUGCAGAUGCAGCAGCUGCAGAUGCAGGGCCAGCUUGGUGGGCAGGUGCAGGUGGUGCCCGUGAUGGUUCAGAUGAUCGGCCAGGAGGCGAACCGCUCCGCAAGCACCACAGCCUCGGAGAAGGACGAGAGCGAGGAGAAGCUGGCCGUGGUGCCUGUGAGCAGCUCGGGACAAGGACCUAUCUUUGGAUCUCAGCACCACUUUCACCAGAAGAACGUCACUAUGGGUGUGCUCUCUGCGGAUGCGCGCACCUUCACGAAGAAUGCCAACAAGGGCAGGCUGAGCAUCGUUUGCGAAAACCGCGUGCACUUCAAGGGAGUGGUGCGAUAUGCAGUCCAGUUCACUGAGGGCGAGCUCUGCAGCGCCGAUGGCGUUGGCUUCAUCCUGUCUUCGGACCUGCCAUGCACAAAGAACAUCCAGAGGAUCAUCUCCGUGUUCGCCAACCGCACUGGACGCAUUUGCGUGCGGGUGCACGAGGAGGUGGAGCGGUGCAAGCAGCGUGUGAAGUGCUUGGAGCUGGGUGACUGGCUUGAGGUGAUCAGUGAUUUGGAUCAGCAAACCGUGACUUUCGUCGUGUGGCCGCAGGACGAGUCGCCACCCACCUGGGCGACUGUUUCCUUCGGUGAUGUGCUCGACAAGGCCCGGUCCCGCAUCAGCAGCCUGCCGCGCUCUCCUUGCGGCUACCUGGCAGUGGUUAUGAAGCACAUGGGCGUCUCCGUGCGCCUGGGCUCUUGA
Molecule: messenger RNA, 1284 nt
Organism: Effrenium voratum
Lineage: Eukaryota; Dinophyceae; Suessiales; Symbiodiniaceae
Source: the annotation of a GenBank genome assembly